AAUUGAUCAACUCUUCUAUUUCCUUUCGGUACCUUCUCUCUCUCAUCGCUACCCGUGUACAAAAUCAUUGCCAUCUCUCAUUAACUCACACAGCGGAACCAGUGGGAAGAAACCAAACACCCAAACGAAUCACCGCUUCCAUAUUCUCCUCCAGGUUAUAAAAAUGUUGUUAUCAAGGAAAACUAUCCUUAGAAAAGCUCACAAGAAGUGUGCACGACCGUAUUUGAGAAGAAAUUUUGGGCUUCUUAUAUGGCACACGGGUUGUGCAAUGAGCGCACAUGCCUAUCUUCAAAAUAUGCAUACUCUACAGAAAUUUGAAGAGUUGGAUGAGUUACAUGCCCAGGUGGAAGAGCUAAGUCCUGAGAUGGAAGAGAUAAAUGAUGACAUAGAUGCCAAGUGGGAAGAGAUAGAUGCCAAGAGGAAAGUGAUAGAGACCAAGUGGGAAGAGGUAGGUGCCAUGCACAAAGAGAUCAUUGCCAAGCUUGAAGCCCGUAAAAGCAGAGGAAAAGAAUACAAGGAUAGAGAGAGAAGGAAAAGGCGAACCUGGAUGAGUUUACUGAUGGAGUCCUAGGGAAAGGGGAGCUGCUAGACAUCGACAUAGUAAUAAGAACAAUAAAGUAAUUUGCCUGCAUUAUGGUAACUUAAGGUUUAUUAUUAUGUCGUGUUAAUUCAACUUAUUAGUUUAUUGCUCUGGAGCGUUAUUCUUCAAAAGUAUAUAUUAGUGUUAGAUUUACUUACAUGAUCUCUUAUUUUGAAAAAUCUGGUUGCUUAACAAUUCUUCUGGGGUGAAAUCUGGUACUUAGGUUGCGCAACCUAAGGUGCAAAAAAUCUCUGCUUUUACA
Messenger RNA from Olea europaea var. sylvestris, 842 nucleotides. RefSeq lists its product as uncharacterized. NCBI's taxonomy places the organism in Eukaryota, Viridiplantae, Streptophyta, Magnoliopsida, Lamiales, Oleaceae. The transcript has 5 exons. The coding region runs from base 164 to 571 and encodes 135 amino acids. The record is from RefSeq and is a predicted model, not a curated record.